UCGGCGAACUAUUAAUGAAGAAGGACCGCGCCUCCCAUCCUGUGCCUUAGAAAACGUGUUUGACGACAAUUCACAAAACCAUCAUCAUCAUCUGGUUUUACUCUCUUUAAACGAACUCAUCUCAUGAUGUGUGAUGAAAAGGGGAUGUUCAGACUACUCCUAAUGUUAGUGAUAGCACGGUGUGCUUCGACUCUAUCCAUCAGCCAUUGGGAUUUGGAAGGUGCAAACAAGACCUGUGAAUGGAUUUCCGGGUGCACACAAGCUAAGAAUUCAAGGAUAGCGGACAACGUGGACUGGAAGGAUAGAAACUGCAUGUGCGACCAGCUGUGCUCAAGAUACGGCGACUGCUGCACCGACUCGCCUCACUUCGACGUCGAUGAACAGAGGAGAGGCUCUGCUUCUUACAAAUGUGUUGAAUUGACGCAGUUCGGUGGAAUUUACAUGCAGACCACAUGCCCUCCGAAAUGGGGCGAUAUGGCUGUACGUGCCGCUUGCGAGAGAGCGAGCGAGAAUCAACGCGAUCCAGUCGCGGGAAUACCGGUGACUAGCAACAACACGGGUAUCACAUACAGGAACAUGUACUGUUCCAUAUGCCACGACGAUCAUUACGAUUUGCACGUCUGGCACCCGAGGAUAGAGUGCGAUAGGGUUCCUUAUCACCUUUCGAGACAAGACAGCCAGAAGCUUUUGGCCUUCGACGAGAAACUCUCAAGUUGGGGUAUAAGACUUGAAGGCGAGUUUUUCAGCUGCGAGAUCGACCCGGUGAUUCCGGAGACGGCCCAGCAUAUAGUGAGACGUUGCCUUCCCAAUUUGAUCAAAACCUGUGCAGUAAAAUGGACCAAUGUGGAAGUGAGAAGUAGAUGCGAAGCCUACACUUCUGUCGUAUACCACGCUUCGGAAUCGUACCGAAAUCCUCAUUGUGCCAUGUGCAACAACGUCCCUCUUCAGUACCUCCGGUGCUCCAUGUUGCUCUUCAGGACUCAUUACAACAAAGAGUUCAGUCCGAUAGCGUUUUCAGUUCUAUUCGACUUAAGUGGAAAACAGGUUGGCAUGGUGGAACCGUGCGGUGAACACCAAUUGUACGAUCCGUUUUUCAAGAGGUGUCGAUCCAUCGUCGCUGAGCUCAAGCGGGACAAGAACACAUAUCUAACGGACAAAGACCCUCACGCGUCGCAACCAGUAACAGAAUUGAUCACGAACAACUCGCUCAGCCAAAACAAUUGCUCCAAGUUCAUUUUGGAAAAAGAAGAAUUCGUUACUGAAAACCAUUCAGUGUACGUCCCCCAGUACAGAAAGAGGUUCGUGGAAGGCGAUUUCUUAAUAACAGACGACGGUCGUCUCGAAAUAUGCGUCGGAACGUUGGGACUCAAAAACGUCGACAAAUUCGGAAUCUACAUGGGCUACGUGACAUACGCAGGCCUCGGCGUUUCCAUUAUUUUCUUGGUCCUUCAUCUUACGGCGUUUUCCCUCGUUUCAGAAAUGAGGAAUUUGUCAGGGAAGAAUCUGGCCUCCCUCUGUGUCUCUUUGUUGGUAGCGUACACAACGUUCAUGGCGGGACAGGUCCUAGAAGGCAUCCCCUGUUUUAUAAUAGCAGUCAUAACAUUUUAUGCGUUUUUGGCUUCGUUCAUGUGGAUGCUCACCAUGGCUUUCGACGUCUGGAGGACGUUGAGAUUGGCGACAGCGGAACUAAGAGUUUCAGCCGGAAAACAAUGGAGAAAGUUUUUCAUUUACUCUGCUUGGAGUUGGUCAGCACCGGCGGUCAUCGUCGCGACGGCGAUCUGGGUCCAGCUCACCCCAGCCGACGUUCCAGAAGACUGGAGGCCCGAAUUCGCCGUCUACUCGUGCUGGUUUGGGAGGAGCAAGCCGCUUUUGGUGUUUUUCGCCACCCCGCUCGCCAUCAUCAUGGGGCUGAACAUCUCUUUUUUCGCCAGUUCCGCUCAUAUGAUUUACUCGACGACUUCCACUACCAAGUUCACUGCCAGUGCAGGCACCCAGAGGGACUUCAGACUGUACGUGCGUCUCGCAGUCGUGAUGGGUCUGACUUGGACGAUGGGCCUUAUUGCCGGCACCUUGGAUGUCGAGGCGCUCUGGUAUGUUUUCAUCGCGCUUAACACUCUGCAAGGAUUGUUUAUUUUCUUGGCGUUCACGUGCACGGACAAAGUGAUCAGAGGUCUCGCAGUCCGCCAUUCGGACGACAAACCCUUGAGACCACCGUCAUUUUCAUGGUCCACAGAUUCGACGCGAAGAUCUCACAUGGGUUCUGAUCAAGCGACUUCAGACACAUUAUACUGACCAAAGCCAAAAUCUGAACAAUAUAUAUAUAUAAAUAUAUUUUUUAAAUAAUAAGGACGUUUGUAAAUAUAAGUUAAGUGUUCCUUCUAAAACAUGUUUUUAAUUGUGUUUUUGUAAAACCUGUCUGAUGUUUGU
Molecule: messenger RNA, 2427 nt
Organism: Cimex lectularius (bed bug)
Lineage: Eukaryota; Metazoa; Arthropoda; Insecta; Hemiptera; Cimicidae
Exons: 3
Coding region: 124-2292 (722 amino acids)
Biological process (GO): cell surface receptor signaling pathway; G protein-coupled receptor signaling pathway
Cellular component (GO): membrane
Molecular function (GO): G protein-coupled receptor activity
Source: RefSeq, a predicted model, not a curated record